GUGGGGUCAACAUGGCGGCGCCCUUCAGGUGCAUUUAUCGGCCACUAUGGAGAAUAAUAACAGUAUCACGAAGGUUAACUGUAGGAAUGAGAAAUAUUUCUUUUACGGCGAAUCACUUUAGCGCGACAAAUCACAAAACUGCGAGUGUAGUCUCUCCGUGGACGCUACAUGGUGCAGUUUGCCUACAGAGGCUGCCGGUGAUCUCUCAGGACAGAAACCCCAUAGAAGAGGAGUUCAGUGGGCUGAUGCAGCAGAUGGAGUUAGAGAGAAGUCUGCUGUCAGACCAUGAGUUAAGGCUCCUGGAGGACGCUGCACGUAUGAGUCGGAAACAGGAGGAAGACUAUGAUUCAGAUGAAGAGGAGGAUUAUGGAGACAAAGAAAUUGUUACAGCACAAGAUCUGGAGGAUGCAUGGGAACAGAAACUCAAACAGUUUCAUCCUGCUCAGAGGUCUAAUGGGGACAAGCUGGACGUGAGUUCAUCAGAGCGUUGUUUAGCAGACAGUCUGGUCUUACUGAUCAAACAAGAUGUUGGAAGUCAAAAGGUAUGGCUCCUGCCUCAGAUACAAUGGACGGCUGGGGAAACACUUCGACAGACAGCCGAACGGGCCCUCACUAAUCUACCAGGUGCAGAUCUGAAGGCUACUUUCCUUGGCAAUGCACCUUGUGGAUUUUACAAAUACAAAUACCCAAAAGACAUUCAGAAAGAAGGCAGCGUUGGAGCCAAAGUGUUUUUCUUCAAAGCUGUGAUGUUCAGCCCCAACCACUUACCCCUGAAGAAGAAUUCAUUUGCCUGGGUUAAAAAGGAUGAACUUAAGGACUUUCUGACACCAGAGUACCUGAAACAAGUUUAUCGCUUUAUUAUGAGUCUGUAAUAUAAGAAUAUGUAAAAAAUUGUCUUGAAUAAAAUAAAAAUGUCUUUUGGACCACGGGUUCCAUCAUAGAACACAUGGUAUGUUAUGAGUAACAUUACUCUUCAUUAAUCUUGAUAUUAUAAAUGAAAACAAAUUACAAAUUAAAAGUGCCAGUUUUUUCACUUGAAUGUGAAGUGUGAUUUUAUAUAAAUGUUCUUAUUUUUCCACAAAAUUAAUAUUACUUCAUAUGUUUACCCUCCUUUCAUUAAAAACCUGUUUAUAACGUUUCUUCUGUGGAACACAAAGGUUAAAAUAAUUUUGAGAAUUGUCUCCGUUUUCUCCAAAUUGUCUCAAUACAGUGGAAGUCAUUUGGGUCCAAUGUCAUUUGGUCACCUACAUUCUUUAAAGUAUCUUAUUUUGUGUUUUGCAGAAUGAUGAAAGUCUAACAUAUUUGAAAUUACCCAAGUGUGAAUAAAUGAUGAUGAAAGGCUA
Molecule: messenger RNA, 1343 nt
Organism: Triplophysa dalaica
Lineage: Eukaryota; Metazoa; Chordata; Actinopteri; Cypriniformes; Nemacheilidae
Gene: mrpl46
Product: mitochondrial ribosomal protein L46
Exons: 4
Coding region: 12-872 (286 amino acids)
Cellular component (GO): mitochondrial large ribosomal subunit
Molecular function (GO): structural constituent of ribosome
Source: RefSeq, a predicted model, not a curated record